This is a messenger RNA of Antrostomus carolinensis (chuck-will's-widow), 683 nucleotides long. RefSeq names its product zinc finger protein 90. The record is from RefSeq and is a predicted model, not a curated record. Gene Ontology annotation, biological process: regulation of DNA-templated transcription. The annotation marks the transcript as partial. The transcript is spliced from 5 exons. Lineage: Eukaryota; Metazoa; Chordata; Aves; Caprimulgiformes; Caprimulgidae.
GUCCCCAGUCCCAGCGCCCCGAGGAAGCACCAGCGCUCCAAAGGAGCCGGUGACCUUCGAGGACGUCGCCGUCUACCUGAGCCACGCCGAGUGGGAGGCCACCGCCGCGGCGCAGAGGGAGCUGUACCGCAGCGUCAUGAUGGACAACUACAGACUGCUGACGUCACUGGGUUACCCAGGCCCCAAACCUGACAUUUUACACCGGAUGGAACGUGGGGAAGAGCCCUGGAUCUGCACACCACAGAGCCCAGCGUGGUGGGAUGGACCCAGCAGCCCUUCUCCAGUAGAGGAUUCCCCCUUCAUCGGGCGACGGAGCAGCCGAACGAAGAGGCAGAUCCUCAGGAACAUCACCGUGGUGAUCCUAGAGAGAGGUGUCAAAGGAACACCCCAAAAACACGACUACUCCAGGGACACCGAGGUCACCACGCUCAGGGACCACCAGUACUGUCAGCUGCAAAGGAUGAGUUCUCAGGGUAAAAUCCAUCAAAUUCUUCAUCCAAGCGGUAAGUGUUGGGCUGGGAAUCACCAAGUGGCAAAGAGAAAAUCCCAAAUCGGGCAAAUCAUCAGGAAAGCCAAGAAAAUCCUUCGGAGUUACCGGCUCCAGGCCAAGAAAAGGGUGGAUUGUCCUCAGGAUCCCUCGGGCAUCGGCUCUCCUCGACCUGCCGACCCCACGACGGGAACAC